Molecule: messenger RNA, 1730 nt
Organism: Purpureocillium takamizusanense
Lineage: Eukaryota; Fungi; Ascomycota; Sordariomycetes; Hypocreales; Ophiocordycipitaceae
Exons: 1
Coding region: 36-1607 (523 amino acids)
Biological process (GO): transmembrane transport; amino acid transport
Cellular component (GO): membrane
Molecular function (GO): transmembrane transporter activity
Source: RefSeq, a predicted model, not a curated record
CUCUCGUCUUGGCCAACUGAAGGACGCCCAUCACCAUGUCCGGACUUGAGGAGAAGUCGGCAGCUACCGACGACAUGGAUGCUGCUGCCACCGCCGAGCGCGACGCGCCUCAAGUUGUCGACGAUGAAUGCGCUCGGUUGAACGCUUCGGGCCACGUCCAGGAGCUCCGCCAGUCCUUCAGCCUCCUCUCCCUCGCGGGCAUCGGCCUCGUGGUCGGUAAUGUGUGGCCCGCCAUCGGGGGGUCCAUCCUCGUCGCCAUCUUCAACGGCGGCCCGCCGGGCGUCUUGUACGAGUUCAUCGCCGUCUCCGUCUGCUACUGGAACGUCGCCGCCUCGAUCGCGGAGCUCGCCAGCGCGAUCCCCUCGUCGGCGGGCGUCUACCACUGGGCGUCCGUCACGCCCGGCAGCCGGCGAUGGGGCCGCCCGCUGGGCUUCUUCGCCGGCUGGUGGAACUACUUUGCUUGGAUCCUCGGCGCGGCGAGCAUGACGAGCAUCUUCGGGAAUACCAUCAUACAGAUGUACGCCGUCAUGCACCCCGAGUUUGUGGCCGAGGCCUGGCAUGUCUUCGUCGUCUAUGUCAUCUUCACGUGGGUGUCUUGCGCGGCCGUCUGCUUCGGCAACAAAGCGAUGCCUGCGCUCAACAAUUUCGGCGUCUUUGCUAUCCUGGCCUUCUUCAUCAUCACCAUCGUCGUCGUCACGGUCAUGCCCUCGAGUCACGCCUCGUCAUCGUUUGUCUGGUCGGACUGGUCCGCCGCUAUUGGAUACCCGAACGGCUUCGUUUUCGUUGCCGGCAUGCUAAACGGCGCCUACAGUGUCGGCGCCGUUGACGCAGUCACGCACCUGGCCGAGGAGAUUCCUCGCCCCGAGCGCAACGUCCCCGUGGCCCUUGGCCUGCAGGUGUCCAUUGGGUUCGUCACGGGCCUCGCAUACUUGAUCGCCGUGCUAUACGCCAUCAACGACUACGAUCUUCUUUUCACGUCUGCUUAUCCGAUCGCGGAGAUUUACCGACAGGCUACAGGCUCUGGCUCGGGCGCGUGCGGACUACUGUCCCUCAUCAUGAUCUGCAUCGGCCUCACGGUAGUUGGCCUGCACAUCACAUGCGGUCGCACGCUGUGGACACUUGCGCGCGAUGGCGCAACGCCCUGGCCAUCGAAGCUUGGACGCGUCAACCAAGGGCUCCAAAUCCCCGUGGUGACGACCUUUCUAUCUGCCUGCUUGAUCACGCUUCUGGGCGUUAUCUAUGUUGGCAGCACGACGGCGUUCAAUGCCUUUGUCGGCAGCUUCAUACUCCUUUCGAGCAGCUCAUAUCUGGCAUGCAUCCUGCCCAAUUUGCUCACCGGCCGGAAGAACAUUACAUACGGACCGUUUAAGAUGACAGGAGUUAUCGGGUUCGUUGUUAAUGGCAUAUCUUGUCUGUACAUGCUCGGCUGGGCAGUGGUGUACUGCUUCCCCGCCUCACUGCCCACCAAUGCGCAGAGCAUGAACUAUGCAAGCCUGAUUUGGGGCGGGCUGACCAUAUUUGUAACCGCGUUUUGGCUUUUUAAGGCGAGGAAGGGAUACCAGGGGCCUACUACAACCGGUGGCAACGUUUUGCAGCUGGACGCCUAGCGUUUGUGUACGAAACGAGUCGAGUUUGAUGAGCCACAUUGCUAGACAUCAACUUCACGUCUAGCCCCGUGUCGAUGCUACAAUUACCAGAGUUUUUUUUCUCAAGGCCCAGCCUCUCCGUCU